Molecule: messenger RNA, 355 nt
Organism: Racocetra persica
Lineage: Eukaryota; Fungi; Glomeromycota; Glomeromycetes; Diversisporales; Gigasporaceae
Source: the annotation of a GenBank genome assembly
GAUCUUUCCGAUGAGGUCCUAUUUAGUAUGGGAAGAAUAUUUAGUACCACCGAAAACCCGAUCCAUGAUCAUAUCGUUGCUAGUAGAUACUUUAAAGAACUGGCCAAUGAUAAAAGAUCCAAACUGCGAUUGCAAUCAGCGGAAGCAUAUGCUAACAUUAUACGUGUUAAGGCUAUGGGUAGAUUGGGUGGGCCUAACGAAGUACUUCUGUAUCUGGAAAUCGCAAUCAAUCUUAAAAAGACAGACAUUUAUUUUGCUAUCUACUCAGUGUAUGCUGAAUUGAGUAGGGAGGAUAAUGCCAGUAAAUAUCUUAAACUUGCUGCCGAUAUGAAUUAUAAUUUAGCAAUCAAAAAAU